CAUUAUGAAAAAAAGUUUUUAGUAAAAAUCAAAACGUUUUCGUCGAUCGUCACUCUCUUUCACCAGCCGGCGAAUAUUCACGAUAAAGCCCGAAUGUAUGCGAACUCUCGCGUUAAAUCACACACAUAAACAUGCUUAGCUGACAUUCAUACGCACACAUACACACAUGUGCGCGCGCAAGCCAAAAUGUUGUAGGCACUUCUUAGUUCAGUUCAGUUAGUCCAGUAGCACUUGGUACUCUGCGCUGUAACUACGCUCGUAUCCAACCGGCAUAAUAAUAAACGUUGCCGUUGGUGUUGAGCGGGAAAAGUAACAAUCAAAAAUAAAACGAGUAUACCCAUUUGACGGCAAAAUUGCGGCCGAGGAGCAAAGGCAGCAACAGCAGCCGGAAAGUUGGAAAGGCAGCAGCAGUAUGGGCACUAACAGUCCGCUACCUCAUAUUCACGAGAAUAUGGACGACAUCGGCGGUGCACCCAAGGACCGGCUGGUCAGCAUCCUCGACUGCAUUGAAACGCACGUCGAACAAUUGCGCAAAGAUGCUCUCAGAAUUGAAGAAGCCAAAGACACUCUUCUUACAACCCUCGACACACUUCGUAACAACGACGUUUUCGUCAAUCUCGAAGAGACUGACAGAGAUGAUAUCUUGAGAUAUGCAGAGAGGCUGUCCAUGAGAUGUUUAACAGUUGAUGUACUUGUUAAAGUUCAACGUGAUGAUGUUCAACAAGAUGCUUUGCACCAGGUAAAUGGACUUAUAGAUAGUUUAGUAAUGGGACUUCGUAAUGAUCCUAGUGCAACAAGACAACGCUGUGCUUCCUUUAUGAAUGCUUGCUCCUCUCAGGGUGAAUCGGAGCAUUGUGAUAAGAUGUUUGAAAAUGCUAUUUUAGGAUGCACCCUUGAUGAUCAGAAACGAAUUAAGAAACGAUUGCAAGGAUUGUUAGAUUAUAUCGACAAAGUUCACACUAUCACACUAGAGUAAAGUUGUAAUUACUUUGAGAAUAAGACUUAAACUAUGUGCAUUUGAACAAACAUGCAUUAUGGCCAUUAAAGUUAUAAUGUCAGUGAAAAGACAUUAUUUAAAGUGUACUGAUGUUUAGUGCUUAAAAAUUGUUGAGGAAGAAAUAAGUACUAUAGAUGUCUCUAUUUUGACAGUACUUGUUUUUCAACAAAUUUCUAGCAGUCUUGAUUUAUGAAACUUAUUCAAAUAUAAAUAGAUUCAUUAUGAUUUUAUUUUUGAUAAUAACUUAUUUCAUAAUUUUCAUUCUAUGAAUUUUGAAUUUCACUUGAUAGAUCUCGCCUUAAUAUAAGUGAACAUAAACAAGUGCUGAUAAAAUAGGACACAACAGGUAAUUUGAAAUAUUUGAAAAUUAACGCAUUCUUUUGUUAUUAAACAAUUAGUUACUUUUGAAAAAGGUACAAUUAAUUUCAUAAGGUCUUCUGUAAUUAGUGAUUAAU
This is a messenger RNA of Phymastichus coffea, 1452 nucleotides long. Its product is annotated as BAG family molecular chaperone regulator 2. The record is from RefSeq and is a predicted model, not a curated record. Bases 413 to 976 code for a protein of 187 amino acids. NCBI's taxonomy places the organism in Eukaryota, Metazoa, Arthropoda, Insecta, Hymenoptera, Eulophidae. Gene Ontology annotation, molecular function: adenyl-nucleotide exchange factor activity; protein-folding chaperone binding. The transcript has 3 exons. Gene Ontology annotation, biological process: protein stabilization.